Molecule: messenger RNA, 324 nt
Organism: Closterium sp. NIES-65
Lineage: Eukaryota; Viridiplantae; Streptophyta; Zygnematophyceae; Desmidiales; Closteriaceae
Source: the annotation of a GenBank genome assembly
AUGCCCGGAGCUGCUCCGCUGGGACGAGCCACUCCGACCCCCUCCUCCACCGCCACCCCCGCCUCCACCGCCACCCCCGUCGCCACCGCCACCUCCCCCACCAGGACCGUCGCUCCCACCGCUCCCACCGCCUCCUCCGCUACCACCUCCGCCGCCACCUCCGCCUCCACCGCCGCCACUACUACCUCCACUCCCGCCACCACCCCCCCCGCCACCCCCACUCCCCCCUCCACCCCCACCGCCUCCUCCACCGCCCCCUCUGGCUCCACCCGCUCCCUUGCCCCCUUUGCCCUUGCCAGGACUCCUCAAGGAGGUCGACAGUGA